CUCAAUGUCAUAUGAAUUAUGGUUAUCCUUCAGUUGAAUAUUCUUCAGUAGGAAAUGAUUUUACUAAAGUAGUUCUGUUAAUGGAUCCUGAAGGUUAUGAUGGUGAUUUAUUCUGUUAUUAUCAUGAUGAAAAGUGUCAUAUUUUACCAGAAUCUCCAAUUAUUGAUUUAUCAAAUCUUUGGCCUCCAAAACCUAAAAAUUAUGAUCCUCCAAAGAAUAGUGGUGAUUCAUUUAAUGUUCUACAUAUAAGUGAUAUAAAUUUACAAUUGAAUUAUGAAUUAUUAUCAGAAUCUAAUUGUUCUCAAAGUGUUUGUUGUUUAAGUUCAAGUUGCAAUUAUGAACAUCCUCCUGAACAUUAUGAUUAUUCUCCCCUCCAUGAUCCUUCAAUCGGUUUAUCCUUUUAUGAUAGUUCUUAUAGUCGAGGUCAUUUUGAAAAGGGUCAAUACAUUGAUCAUUACUCUAAAGAAGAUUCUAUAUGGAGCCCUGCUCAUAGUUUCGGUAGUUAUUCUUGUGAAGUACCUAUGUUAUUAUUAAAUAAUACUUUACACAUAAUAAGAAAUCUUCAUCAGAAUCAUUUAGAAUUUGAAAUGGCACUUUUCACCGGAGGUACAGUUGAUCAUGAAGAUAGAAUAUUUACAGAUAAAACAAGAAUUUUAGAAACUCAAGAAAUAGCUUAUCGACUCUUAAAGAAAUAUUUACCAUCAAUUCCAAUAAUUAGUACUUUUGGUGUACGAGAUACGUUUCCAAUGCAUCAAUUACCUCAGAAGAAAUUAAGUGAAAACUCUCAGUCUUAUCAAUGGGAAUUUGAUUUCUUAGCGGACCUAUGGUUAGAAUUAGAAUGGAUUGACCUUGAUGCAAGUAAACAAAUUAGGUAUAAUCAUGUUGGUUACUCCAUUAUUACUUCUAGAGGUUUGAAAAUUAUUUCUUUAAAUUCAAAUGUAUGGAAUGAUAAAAAUUUAUACAACUUUUGGGAUGUCCUUUCAAUUGACAAGUUUGGUGUUUGGAAAUUCUUGAUAAAUGAACUUCUUGAAAGUGAACUAAAUCAACAAAGGGUUUGGAUAAUAGCUCAUUUGCCUCUCAGCAAACAAUCCUUAGCCAUACCUUCAAAAGUUUUCACCCUGAUUGUUGAGAGAUUUUCUCCAAAAGUAAUUGCGGCUAUCUUCUUUGGAAACUCUUUGAAAGAUUCAUUUAAUUUAAUUUAUGGAGGGGACGGAUGUGAUUCUAAAGAAUUAGAAAAAGCAAUAAAUUUUGCUUUAAUUGGGCCCUCUAUAACACCAUAUAAUGGUGUGAAUCCAGCAUGGAGAUAUUAUGCCGUUGACGAGAAGAGUUUCAAUAUUAUAAAUUCGUUUACUUAUUACACCGAAUUGAAUGAAACUUUUAUUAAUGGUGGAGCUGAGCCAACUUGGAAUUUUGAAUAUUCUGCAAGAGAGGCAUACGAUCCCGAAUGUUUGUGGCCUUCAGAUAGGUCAUUAGAUACAGAAUGGUGGCACCACGUUUCUGAAAAAAUUCGAGACAUGCCAAACAUUAGUGAAUUAUAUAGUAGGUUUGGGUUUAGACACUCUCCUUUCACUCCUUUAGAAGAUAUCCCUAAUAACGACAACUAUUGUCUGGUAACCAGUUUCACUUUAGAAGCUAGAAAGCAAUGUAUGUUGACUGAGGAUCAGGAUAACUAUAUUGCUCCUGAAACUCCGGUCGACUUUAUGGCUUAUGUAAGACCAUAUGACCCUGUUGAAUAUGUUGCUUACGGAAAUAAAGUAAAUGACGAAGAAGAGUCUUCUAUUACGACUGAAAAUGGAGCUGGUAAUUCCCAAGAUGUGCACUCAGAAACCCUUAAUGGUGAUACCUUGCAGGAUCAAAAAAUAUUAAAUAAGAAGGCAAAAAAAUUUCUAGUAAGCAAGGUUGAGCUUCAAAACGAUGCGAUUGUUGCAGAGUUGCAAAACGAGGCUCGCUAAUGCUUGAGAUGAAUUUAUUUUUCAGGAGUCAAUAUAUUCCUAAAUAGGUAUGCGAUCGCUAUUAACGAAAAUGCGUAAUUUCCUCAAUAGGAAAUCAUAUUAUAUAACCAGCAUUUCAUUACUAUUAAUUUACAUCUAAGGUACAAGUCAUCUUGUAGUUUAACCAUAAUGGUUUAGACCCUGUAGUAGAACACUUUCCUUAUUUUCUAUGCA
Molecule: messenger RNA, 2165 nt
Organism: Scheffersomyces amazonensis
Lineage: Eukaryota; Fungi; Ascomycota; Pichiomycetes; Serinales; Debaryomycetaceae
Exons: 1
Coding region: 12-1952 (646 amino acids)
Molecular function (GO): phosphoric diester hydrolase activity
Source: RefSeq, a predicted model, not a curated record